Copidosoma floridanum is the source of this 2437-nucleotide messenger RNA. Its product is annotated as mitochondrial glutamate carrier 1. The record is from RefSeq and is a predicted model, not a curated record. NCBI's taxonomy places the organism in Eukaryota, Metazoa, Arthropoda, Insecta, Hymenoptera, Encyrtidae. Gene Ontology annotation, molecular function: L-aspartate transmembrane transporter activity; L-glutamate transmembrane transporter activity. Gene Ontology annotation, biological process: malate-aspartate shuttle; L-glutamate transmembrane transport; aspartate transmembrane transport.
CCACCACUGUGUGUCCAAAAGUACACAUCCAUACAGCCUGCAUAUGCCAAGCACAGCAGAAAAUUUCAGUAGUAACAGCUGAGCCGCCAGCGAAGCACAGUGCUUAUAUAUUUUCGCGGCGGUUGUGCGGUGGUGGUGUGUAUACUCACUGUCAAAACUACUCGGUUAUCAUAUCAAGGAAUUGAAUUUCAUCGAUUCUGACGUGCUUGUAACUGCAUACGUGAGUUGCUCUUUUCAACGUCGAUCAACCCAUCCUCGAUAAAGUAUUGGGGAAAAGGAAUAAGUUCGUGACAGAAACGAGAAAGAGAAAGAACGAGCGUAGCACACACCCCUCCCCUCCUCGUUCGGGCCAGUGCUCAGAGAGAGGCACAUAUUUAUACAUAUCGAAGAAACGCUUGAUUUUUCUCUCUCGACUCCAAAAUGCUGCAGACCCAGAGUGCGGAACAGUUCAAAUUGGUGCCCAAGGUAAUCAAUGGAGGUAUCGCUGGGAUUAUCGGGGUCUCGGUGGUCUUUCCGCUGGAUCUUGUCAAAACGCGACUCCAAAAUCAAGUGAUCGGACCCAACGGCGAGAGGAUGUACGCUUCCAUGUUUGACUGCUUUAAGAGAACUUACAGGGCUGAAGGCUACUUUGGGAUGUACAAGGGCUCUGCCGUUAAUAUUCUCUUAAUCACUCCAGAAAAGGCAAUAAAACUUACUGCCAAUGAUACAUUUAGGCACUAUCUAUCUACUGGUCCUGGCGAGCAGCUGCCCCUGUUUCGCGAGAUGGUAGCUGGUGGUUCAGCUGGAGCUUGUCAGAUUGUUGUGACAACGCCAAUGGAGUUGUUAAAAAUUCAAAUGCAAGAUGCUGGCAGAGUAGCUGCCGCAGCUGCAGCCUCGGCAAAAUCUGGUGAAGGUCCACCACCAAAGAAAGCUUCCGCCCUUGCUUUGACACGCGAACUUUUGCAGAAGAGAGGAAUCUUGGGAUUGUACCAGGGCACGGGAGCCACUGCCCUUCGAGAUAUAACGUUCUCGGUUAUUUAUUUUCCUCUAUUCGCGAGGUUGAAUAACCUUGGUCCAAAACGUCCUGAUGGUUCUUCUGUUUUUUGGUGCUCAUUUUUAUCGGGUUGUACUGCUGGUUCAGUGGCAGCGUUGAGUGUAAAUCCAUUUGAUGUAGUUAAGACGAGACUUCAGGCAAUCAAUAAGGCGCCUGGUGAACCGACUUAUGAUGGUGUUAUGGAUUGCGUAAGAAAAACAUUGAAAAAUGAAGGUCCUACGGCAUUUUUCAAAGGCGGCGCUUGCAGGAUGAUUGUGAUAGCACCGCUAUUUGGAAUUGCUCAAACUGUAUAUUACCUUGGAGUCGCUGAGAAACUUUUAGGACUCAAGUAAAGAGAUGGCUUUACACUAAUCAAUAAUUAUGGGCGUCUGCCAACUUGCCUAAAAGCGUCCAAUAGUCAAUUGCUCAAUAACAGAUGACAAUAAUGUUACGAAUUUAAUUAAAAUAUUUAUCAUAUACAUAUUAUGUACGCUACAUAGUCGUACAAAGAGAAAAUAAGAGAGUAAAACCUUGUAUCAUGUCAUAAGCACACAAGGAAUAUAUAAUUUUUCAAGGUAAUCUUUUCUCUAGUUGAACGGAUUAAAACGCACUAUGUUUUUUGUGUGAAACAUAAAAGCUGUUUUAAAGCAUUGAUGCUUGAUGUAUCUAAAAAAAACUACGAUUAGAUUACAUCCUUCCAAUUUUUCCAACCGUAAGUGACGGUGAAAUCGUUAAUUGUAUUACGAAAAGAAAAAAUGAGCAUGCCUCAUAUUUUCAGGUCGUCUCGUUACUGGCUAUCAAGCCAAUGGUGUUAAUGUCUGUAUAUGUAUAUUAUAGUGUAAGCCAUUGACAAUUGUCAAAUUGGUAAUUGUGGUUUUAUGUAACAGAAACGCUGAGCGUUAUUGAAUGUAUUUUACCUCGACAUAUCUCCAGCUAAUUUUUGUCUGAUUUAUUUUUGUGAUUUAUUUACGGUAUGCCAUGUAUGUGCUCAGAAGUGCGUUUACUAUGUACAUUUUGAUGUUUCUAUACACCUUAUAUUGUUAAUUAAUAAGCUUACAGUAUGCAAAGGAUAAAAACGUGAUUUUUUUUCAGCAUUUCAAGUUAAGUUCCUAUAUUUUAAAUGAAAUGACAAUAUUUUCAUCGUAACACUACGACUUUUUAUUAAAUUAUAAUUAAUUAUUACAUGAUUAUUGUUGUUGUUAAUUUUGUUAUUAUUGAUUUUUAUGUACAAAGAAACAACAUUCCACCAAGAGUAUUGUGUUUUUUAAUUAAUUUUUUAAUUAACAACAACAAAUAGAUUUACAAUUAUGUAUGGCAAUACACUAGAUAUAUUUACCAAUAUUUUCAAAUUUACUUUUGUUUCAUCUGUGAAACGUAUCGUGCAGAAGCAGUAAAAUAGUCCUAAUGUCAAAGUCCUACAAUUUA